AUAGGAUAAAUGUGCCCUGUGGGGAACAUCGAGGCUUGGCAUUAACAAACACGCUCCAGAUUAACACCUCACACAAUGCCCCGAACCGCGAGAGGCAGGCCACCAGCCCACGUCACACACAAUGCUCUUCAUCCUGCUAUAAAACAGGGACACAAGCUUCCAUCCUUCUUCCUCCCCAACUGGUUUCUCCUUCCCUCUCUCUCUCCUCUCUCACUCUCUUUCUCUCGCUACUGCUUCCUCUCUCCCCCAUCACCCUCCUCCUGCUCGUGAACACAUACAGCUCUCAGAGAGAGUGAGAAGGCGAUAGUGUGAGGACCUGUAUAUUGGAGUGCUGCUGCGGUGGACUUUUUGGGAGGGAUCAACACUGGCACACAGCCAUUUUUUUAAAAACAUUUUAGAACACAUACACACAGCGCCAUGACCAGGAAGGUGUUCACCAACACACGGGAGCGCUGGCGCCAGCACAACGUCAACGCCGCCUUCUGCGAGCUACGUAAGCUCAUUCCCACCCACCCACCUGAGAAGAAGCUCAGCAAGAAUGAGAUCCUGCGGCUGGCCAUGCGAUACAUCAACUUCCUGGUGCAGAUCCUGGAGAGCCAGAGCGGCAAGCCUGCCUCGGGCUCCCCCAGCUCGCUGCUCACCUUCCUGCGGGGCAACGUGGAGCGCCUGCAGUCCAACCCCUGGGGCUUGGCCAGUGACACGGACGCCUCCUCGCCCGGGUCCAGCUGCGACAGCUCCGAGGCCUGGUAGUCUCCAGCGGUCCAUGGACGCAAUGGGGGGGCUGCUGGGGGCAACAGGGAGAUGGCCUCCAUCUUUUCCCUUCCACGGACUUCAUUUUGUGUCCCUGCAUAUCUUUGACACCUCCUGAGUGGCGUGGUCCCGACCAGCUGACAGCAGCGGAUGCCAGGUUGUGGUAUGUUAGUGGAUUGUUGAUGCAAUCUGGCUGAAAUUCCGGACCCGUGUUGAGAUAUUAUGUCCAUGAGGCUGCAUUAUGUUAAAACAAAAAAAAUCUGUUUUGAAUGGAUGUUUACAACUUGGAUGUACAGCAUUCCCUUCAUGCCUCCAUCUUUACGGUCCUCGCUGGCCAUCAGGGACUAAUUAAGUUAUUCAGUAAGAGGCUCUUUGCGCCGCCAAGGAAAAUGGAGGGGAUUAUGGGAUUUCACAUUUCAAGCAAUAGUUUCACCAGGGCAUUUCAAUAGAUAACAGCUUACCCAAUUUGCCAAGGAUUGCAAUCAUUUCAGAAAAACCUGGGGCACUUUGUAGCGACAUGCUAAUAUUCUGUGUAGAAAACCAGAGCCAUCUUUUAGAUGUCGAUUUAUUUACCAAGGUUAUUUAUUUUCAAUUAAAUACCCCCUAUUUUCAGCACAGUUAGGGAACCCUUCUGUAAAAUAAUCUUGAUUUAAUUGCUUGGUAUCCACCUUGUAUGGAGCAGGAUUUGGGCAGAUGAAUUAUGGGAAAACUGACAAUACCUUUUAAGUUAUUUGUGUACUCUGUGAACUCGACUCCUAUUUCUUAAUGUAAACUAAUUUGCUUCUUUGGUUCAUUAAUACGCACGUCAUCCAGCCAAAGAUUAUGGAUUGUCUGUUGUCAACAUUGUUUUAAUACCUUCCAAUACCUCCUUUUUAAAGUAUUUAUUUGCUUGUGAUUGUACAGUAUUAUUUAUUGACCAUUUAUUUAAUAAACAAUUAGAUAAUAA
Gadus macrocephalus (Pacific cod) is the source of this 1696-nucleotide messenger RNA. RefSeq names its product T-cell acute lymphocytic leukemia 2 (gene tal2). NCBI's taxonomy places the organism in Eukaryota, Metazoa, Chordata, Actinopteri, Gadiformes, Gadidae. Gene Ontology annotation, biological process: regulation of transcription by RNA polymerase II. The transcript has 2 exons. Bases 418 to 750 code for a protein of 110 amino acids. Gene Ontology annotation, molecular function: RNA polymerase II cis-regulatory region sequence-specific DNA binding; DNA-binding transcription factor activity, RNA polymerase II-specific; protein dimerization activity. The record is from RefSeq and is a predicted model, not a curated record.